UUUUCAUAAGCUUAACAAAACCCUAAUUCCAAAUCCAAGAGCUUUUCACCAGGGGAAUUGCAGGUCGUCUCAGUCUCUGGUUCUACCUCAUGCUCAAGCUUAACAUUCAAUCCGAUCCCUUUUGAACAAUGGCGAAAUCGAAGAACCACACUGCUCAUAACCAGUCCUACAAGGCCCACAAGAACGGCAUCAAAAAGCCCAGAAAGCAUAGGCAAACUUCCACCAAAGGGGUUCGUAUAUUUCGAAUUUUUCCUUUUCUUUCGUUA
This is a messenger RNA of Morus notabilis, 266 nucleotides long. Its product is annotated as 60S ribosomal protein L29-1. The annotation marks the transcript as partial. Gene Ontology annotation, molecular function: structural constituent of ribosome. Gene Ontology annotation, cellular component: ribosome; cytosolic large ribosomal subunit. The transcript has 2 exons. Gene Ontology annotation, biological process: cytoplasmic translation. The record is from RefSeq and is a predicted model, not a curated record. Lineage: Eukaryota; Viridiplantae; Streptophyta; Magnoliopsida; Rosales; Moraceae.